AUGGACGACGAAGCCGUAGAAUACGAAAAGAGGCAUGUGCAUGAGGUGUACCAAGACAUUGCAGGUCAUUUCUCCUCCACUCGAUACAAGCCAUGGCCCGUGGUCGACAAGUUCCUACGCAAUCUGCCCGCCGGGUCAAUAGGUCUGGACGUCGGGUGUGGAAACGGAAAGUACUUGGCCGUCAACAAGGAUGUCUUUAUUAUUGCUUCGGAUAGGUCCAACGCCCUUACGGAGAUUGCCCGCCAACACCAGCCGCAUAGCGCCAUUGUCGCAGACAUACUUAGCCUUCCUCAUCCCGGUGAUUUGUUUGAUUUUGCUCUCUCCAUUGCCGUUAUACACCACCUGUCGUCCGGCGCGCGAAGAGUUCAGGCCAUCAGAGAAAUCUUGCAGACCCUUAAGCCACCCUCCAAAUCAAACCGGGUGAAUGGAGAAAGAUGGGGGGGAGGAGGGGGCCAGGCAUUGAUAUUCGUAUGGGCACUGGAGCAGAAAGACAGUCGACGAGGUUGGGAUCGCGGUCACGAGCAGGAUGUGCUUGUGCCGUGGGUUCUCAAGUCCGAUGUCAGAUCCAAAUCCAACUCCGAGGCUCCAGUCUCCAGUCCGCCGAUCUCGACAACCUACCACCGAUACUAUCAUUUGUAUCGGGAAGGCGAGCUCCAAGAAGACGCCAUGGCUGCUGGUGCCAGGAUAGUCGAGUCGGGCUAUGAUCGAGAUAAUUGGUGGGUCAUACUCGCUCGACAAGCCUGA
Molecule: messenger RNA, 744 nt
Organism: Fonsecaea multimorphosa CBS 102226
Lineage: Eukaryota; Fungi; Ascomycota; Eurotiomycetes; Chaetothyriales; Herpotrichiellaceae
Exons: 3
Coding region: 1-744 (247 amino acids)
Biological process (GO): tRNA wobble uridine modification
Cellular component (GO): nucleus; cytoplasm
Molecular function (GO): S-adenosylmethionine-dependent methyltransferase activity; tRNA binding
Source: RefSeq, a predicted model, not a curated record